Molecule: messenger RNA, 2979 nt
Organism: Nanorana parkeri
Lineage: Eukaryota; Metazoa; Chordata; Amphibia; Anura; Dicroglossidae
Product: phospholipase D2-like
Exons: 25
Coding region: 124-2949 (941 amino acids)
Biological process (GO): intracellular signal transduction; cell motility; phosphatidic acid biosynthetic process
Molecular function (GO): D-type glycerophospholipase activity; phosphatidylinositol binding
Source: RefSeq, a predicted model, not a curated record
AUGGGAGGGGUGCGGAGUGGGUGAGAUCAGCCGUGCAGUUUCAGGAUGGAGGAGCACUGAUAUGUCUGCUCGGUGCAGGAACAGCAGAGGGGACUACAGGUGACAAUCCAGGCGUCAGCCACCAUGCAGGUCCCGGACACGCCGGACGGAUGUUUCCUCCCCGAACAUCUCGACACGUCCGCCCUGGACAUUGAACUGGAUGAACUAGACUCCAUACGGGACGAUGAUGAUGAUCCGCACAGCCGCUUUCUUGCCGUUUAUAACCUGAAACCACUGAAACAUCAAGGCUCCGUAUUCCUGAAAGGAGUUCCGGUGACAGCGCACAUAUCACACACCGAACGCAUUGCUGGAGGAUCAAAGAUCCGGGAGAGCACUCUGUACUCUGUAUACCUCACACACGGCCCUUUCCGGUGGAUCAUAAGGAGGAAAUACCGACAUUUCCAGGAACUUCACCGCGAUCUUCUCAGACACAAGAUCUUUGUCUCCCUUCUUCCCCUCAAUCCUCUCUCUCGAUUCACCGUGACACGUUCCCGCGCCGUGCCGACUUCCGAGGAGUUGCCUUCCCUGCCUCACGCCUCUGGCGAGGCCUCCAGGCAAAUGUCCAGCAAACAGAAGUAUCUGGCGGAAUAUCUCAACAGACUUCUGGAAAAAUCCUUCUACCGGAACUAUCAUGCUAUGAUGGAGUUCCUGGAGGUCAGUCAUCUGUCCUUCAUUGCAGACCUUGGGCCUAAGGGACUGGAAGGUUUCAUACAGAAGAGAUCGGGGGGACACCGGAUUCCGGGUCUCAACUGCGUCGGCCAUCAUCAGUUCUGCUACCGUUGGUCAAAAAGGUGGCUGGUGGUGAAGGAUUCCUUUCUUCUCUACCUGAAACCGGAUUCUGGGGAAAUCUCCUUUGUGCUCCUCUACGACCCGAAAUUCCAAACGCAAGUUGGUAAAAGACACGCCGGGACCAAAUAUGGUGUCAGGAUAGAGAAUUACUCCAGGUCGCUGGUCUUAAAGUGCAACAGCUACCGCCAGGCCCGCUGGUGGGAGAAUCAGAUCAUCCAGAUUGCUGAAAAACACGGGAAGGACUUCUUGAGCACACAUCGGUUUGAGGCCCACGCACCAGUGCGGGAGAGGACGCAAGUGAAUUGGUUCGUCAAUGGUGCCAGUUAUUUUGCCGCGGUGGCUGACGCUCUGAUGCAGGCGCGAGAGGAGAUUUUCAUCACCGAUUGGUGGCUCAGCCCGGAGGUCCACCUUAAGAGGCCAGCAGUGGAUGACAGCUGGAGGCUGGACAUCAUUUUGAAGCGUAAAGCGGAGGCCGGAGUCAAGGUUUUUGUCUUGCUGUUCAAGGAGGUGGAACUGGCUCUGGGAAUUAACAGCGGCUAUAGCAAGAGAGCAUUGAUGCUGCUACAUCCUAAUAUCAAGGUGAUGCGUCAUCCAGAUCACGUCUCCUCCAUUGUCUUUCUCUGGGCUCACCAUGAGAAGAUGGUGGCCAUUGACCAGUCCAUAGUUUUUCUGGGGGGUUUGGAUCUGGCGUACGGCCGAUGGGAUGACCAUGACUAUCGAUUGACAGAUGUGGGAUCUUGCGAGGUGCAACAUCAGCAGCAGCAACAGCAGAAUGGAUCCGCAGCAGUGGACAUGUCCCCUGAAGAGUCGGCGAUGGUCUCCCAAUACUGGCUGGGCAAAGACUACAGUAACCUGAUUUAUAAAGACUGGGUACAGCUGGACAAACCUUUUGAAGAUUUCAUCGAUCGGUUAAAAAACCCACGAAUGCCAUGGAGGGACAUCGGUGCGGUGAUUCUCGGCAAAGCUGCCAGGGAUGCAUCCAGACACUUUAUUCAAAGGUGGAACUUUACAAAGACCAUGAAAUCGAAAUAUAAAGGUUCUUCGUUCCCGCAUCUUCUUCCCAAAAGUCUGAGCACAGCGGAUAAACCUCAAUACUCGGUGCCAGGAUGCCACAGUGCCACUGUGCAGGUGUUGCGAUCGGUUGACAACUGGUCCGUUGGAUGCCACGAAUAUUCCAUUUUGAACGCCUACCUGCAUUGUAUAGCCAAUGCUGAGCACUACAUUUACAUAGAGAAUCAGUUUUUUAUCAGCUGCACAGGUGGAGGGAUAACACAGAACACUAUCACAGAAGCCAUUGUCAAGCGGAUAAGAAAAGCGCACAAGGAAAACGCCACCUUCCGAGUCUUCAUCGUCAUCCCACUGUUGCCCGGCUUCGAGGGGAACAUUGAGCUGGGUGGGGGAUACUCCAUCCAGGCCAUUUUGCACUUUACAUACAGUUCUCUUUGCCGCGGCGAGAAUUCGAUCAUCUUUCAGCUGAAGGAGGAGAUGGGCGACAGCUGGCGGCAGUACCUCUCGGUUUGCAGCCUGCGGACGCACGGCGACAUGCCUGACGGCUCUCUAGUGACGGAGCUCAUUUACAUACACAGCAAGAUGCUGAUUGUUGACGACAGAAUGGUUAUAAUCGGUUCAGCUAACAUUAAUGACAGGAGCAUGCUGGGAAAGCGGGACAGCGAGCUGGCUGUGUUUGUGGAAGAUUCGGAAUUUGUGAACUCCACAAUGAACGGCAAGGUGUACCAGGCUGGGAAAUUUGCGCUGAGCCUCCGGAUGGAUUGUUUCAACACAAUUCUGGGCGCUCUGCAGGCUCCAUGUCUGGACGUGUCGGAUCCGGUUUCCGAUCAGUUCUUCAAUGAUGUCUGGAGUCAAAUAGCACUCAAUAACGCAGCGCUGUAUGACCAGGUGUUCCGUUGUCUCCCGACCAAUGCUGUGCCGAGCCACCGCGUACGCCAGGCCUAUACAGCCACGCCCAGCCUUGCCAGCACGGACCCCCUGCUCUCCAGGGAGAUGUUAAUGCGAGUGAAGGGCCAUUUGGUGGAGUUUCCGUUGCACUUUCUUUCUGAGGAGAGACUGUUACCGCCGUUAAACAGCAAGGAGGGAGUUAUCCCCACUGAAGUCUGGACGUGACCCUACUGGAGGGGCUCUAUGACUAACCAA